This is a messenger RNA of Lymnaea stagnalis (great pond snail), 3436 nucleotides long. NCBI's taxonomy places the organism in Eukaryota, Metazoa, Mollusca, Gastropoda, Lymnaeidae. The record is from the annotation of a GenBank genome assembly.
CCAUCCUGUCUCACCUGAAGAACCAAUGCCUAGAGAAUGAUAGGAAAGAAGCCAAGCAAAGGUACACAGAGAAUCUACAGGCUUAUACAGUGAACCUCCUUGGCAGACCAUUGGAGAAAUUACAUGUGAGUAGGAUAUUGUAUCACUGAUGUUGUUCUUAAGGGAUUUAUCAUCCAAAAUGUGUUUAGUUUUACAAAAACAUCUUUCUUCAAAUAGCUCUUCAAGUGAAGGAUGUUUAGUUUGUGUUAUGUUCCUAGCUUUCUUGAUGAGUCGGUUUAUGCGGUGUUUAAUAUCAGACGUUGAAUUCCGACACCAGCAGGUAAUACUGAAGUUUAUACAACUUCCUUCUAUAGUGAUAGGUUCACAAUGUGAGUGAUGUGUGGGAAAUGGAAAUGGAAAAAAAAAAAAGAUAGGGUUGGGGGAGUGAGCUUGGUGAAUCCUGAAUAGACAGUCCCAAUUAAUUAUUAAUAUGUUUCUUACUUUGCAGAUAUUCUUUGAAGGUGUUGAGGCACGUAUCUCUGCCGGUGUCAAACCAGAAGAGGUGGGCUAUCAGUUGGCCUUCAGUAAACAGGAGCUGAGGAAGGUCAUCAAGGAAUACCCUGGGAAAGAGGUACAAGUAAUGUCUGUGUGGUCCAUCAGUGGGUAAUAGUAAUGUCUGUGUGGUCAGUCGGGGGGGGGAUAACAGUAAUGUCUGUGUGGUCAGUCAGUACUUACUUACUUAUGCCUUUCUACCCGUCUGGGGCAUAAGCCGUCUACAAGAAUUCUCCACUCAUCAUGGUCCUGUGCUUUCCUUUCCCAUUGCUUCAAGGUGUAUCCCAUACUUUGUGUCUGCCUCUAGCUCGCGUCUCCAUGUAUUCCUAGGCCUUCCCCUCUUUCUUUUUUCCUGUUGGUUCCAUGUUAGGCAUUGUCUGGUGGUGCUAUCUGGGGGUUUUUGGAGCGUAUGCUCUAUCCACCUCCAUCUUUUCUUUAUGAUAUCUUCAUCAAUGGUCAGUCAGUGGGUAGCAGUCAUGUCUGAGUGGUCAGUCAUGUUACAUGGUAGAACUGUUUUGUUUAUAUACCCCACUCACCUAGGCUUUUCAGCAUACCACCUUCCAGGAAGGUUGGCAAGUUGUUUGGCCUACAUUUAAGCCAAGCAAAAUGAUUCGGUAUCAGUACUGGUUGUAUUCCCCUAUAUUUAGAGAGAGACCCUUAGUUUCAAGAGGAGCAUAUUGAUAUGUGACUGGCUUUCCAUGGCAUUUGCUAAGUACUAGAUAGGGCCAUCACAUAGUAAGCAGCCAUAACAAUUCAAUGAACUUAGACUAGUUAUAGUAAUCUUUACAUUACUGUGAGAAUUGGAUAUUGUUAGUGUUAGACCUCUAUUCAUUUCUUUAUAUGUAGAUUUUAUGUAUUUUUGUUCAUAUUAUAUUCCAUGUAAUAAAGUACAUUUAUAUAGAGCACUGAUUGUCUUCAGUUUAGCCAAUAGUGUGUCUAAACUCUACCUGUGUUAGCCCCUUUUCCAAUUCCCCAGGCCAUGAGCCUGUUCAAAGUCAUUGAACAAUAUAGGGGGCCUAACAGUCAUUAAAAAGAACAUUAUUCAAGAUUCUUUACUUAAAACUAAAUAUUAAAUAUAGGCCAUCCUCAAGUUCUGCCUGAUACAUUGAUGAAAUAUUGGGAUGACAUUGUGAAGAUAAAUAGUAAAGAAUUAUCAAAUAAAAAUUGCAAUUAUGAUUAAAGGAUUUUUGAUUUUCUGUUAACCCAGUUCUUUUAGAUUAAGAUAACAAGAUCACCGACUAUGGUAUAUGUGUCAGAACGUGCGCUUAACCUUGAUACUUGAUCUUUUAAACUGGCUUCUUUGCUGAUCAAGUUUAAUCUCUAAUAUACUCUUGACGGCAACAGGUCAAGAAGAACCUGGAACACCUGAAUAAGAAGGUUGAGAAACAGUUGUGUGAGGAGGAGAACCUGAUACAGGUAGGCCUGUGGCUUCAUUUUUUGAAAAGUUGAUUUAUGUCCAGGGCUAUGGUAAUUAUUGCCUAAGAGUAUAAUAUUUUUCUCUCAAAGUUAUAAUCAUUUUGUCCAAGGGCUAAAAUCAUAUUCUCACAAGGCUAUUCCUAUGGCAUACAUCCUAUGUUGUUGUAAGCUAGAUAUUUUAUGUUUACUGAUCAGCUAUGUAUUUUAUUGUUUAUAGUCACCUAUAUAUUUUAUGUUUAAUGCUCUAAUUGAAUAAUUAUUACAAAACGAAAAACCUUAUCAUAGCCGAACAUUUAUUAAAUCCCUACUAUUGCUUAGCCAACUAUUUUGUAAUGUUUUAAUUCAUUGGCCCACAAUUACCGCUAUCUAAUGUUCCAUGUGAUGUCCCCCUGUUCCCCAGGUUGUCUGGCAUGAGAUGCAGGACUUGUUCAUCAACCAGUACAAGUAUUACGACAACCUGAUGAAGAAAUGCUACCCAGACUCCAACAUAACAUUAGACUUCACCAUCGAGCACGUGCUCCAGUUUUUCUCCGACAUCGCCCAGUCUCACUGAAUCAGGCUGUUUCUUUGUCUUGUGUACAAACUUGUGUUACCGGUAUUAUGAGCAGUUGCAUUCCUGCAAACAUUGUGAUAGCUUAAUUAUAAGUGGAUCUGCAUAUACUUCCAACUUCAAAAUGAACAAAAUCUGUGUCUGCUUGCCUCCUGCUACAUUAGACCCAAGUCCAAGUGUUUGUAUUUAUUUAAUUUUUUUUACAAAGAAGGUGUAUCCGCCAUUUGGCUGAAAAACAAGCAAGUUUUCAUUCAACACAUAUUUAUCAUUAUAUAUAUAUAUUUUUUUUGUGUGUUAUUUUUUUUAUUUAUUUUAACGUGUUUCUCAGUUUUAAUUGGAAGCAGGACAAAGUAAGCAGUUGGACUACAUUUUUCAAAAUUAUAUGUGCCUGUUGGAAGAUGAAGUGGAACUGUGGCUCCCAGUAUCUAAAAUAAUAUAACUUUAAUUUCAUUUGCUUUCAAUUUAUUUGCAGUUUUUAUUAUAAAGCUGCAUGUCGCAUGCGCUGUGUUUACCAUUAUAUUUUCAUUGUUACUAUUAGUUGAGUACCAUGUCCUCAAUACCUUGUGUGGCUGCGUUGGAUUAGAAAUAUCAGUUGGAUAACCAUCUUCUCUGAGCCUACGUCUUAUUAUUUUACUUUAGAUAUUCCCUUUCCAAUGGGCCUAAGGCUUCUAAAAUAUCUAUGCAGUGGGGCAUUUUGCCAUUGGUAAAGUACAAUCAGGAGAAUUAACGUUUGUAUUCCUUCAAUGGUGCAACUUGUGUGGAAGAAAUUUGAAGACUUGCGGUGCAAUCUUUAUCAAUUCCUAAUUGUGCAUAUUGUAUCUAAGAAGCUUAAAGAUAGACGACAGCGACAGCAUCGAGACAGCAGUGAGCUAAGCCAGUGUACAGAACUGAAACAUUGAUGUGUGAUCCCAUAUUAAAUCAAAACUCAACCCACCAUUA